Messenger RNA from Brassica napus (rape), 3598 nucleotides. Its product is annotated as disease resistance protein TAO1. Gene Ontology annotation, biological process: signal transduction; defense response. Bases 253 to 3489 code for a protein of 1078 amino acids. Gene Ontology annotation, molecular function: ADP binding; ATP hydrolysis activity. Lineage: Eukaryota; Viridiplantae; Streptophyta; Magnoliopsida; Brassicales; Brassicaceae. The transcript is spliced from 4 exons. The record is from RefSeq and is a predicted model, not a curated record.
UGAAAGAGAAAUUUCAUUUUUAAAAUCACAGGAAAUAUCCAAGAACUUCAGUUUAUAAAACUUGCAAGAACGGUGGAACCUACAUGAUAGCUUUUCUCCGUGAUUCACGUACUUCAUAAAAAGAUAACUUUAUUUCCAUUAAGCCAUUGUCAGUCAAGAUCGUCAAUGUUACACAAAGCCUCUUUGUAAAUCAUUGCUCUCUAGAUCUCGUAAAAUCUCUGUGAUCUAUAGAUCUUUCUCUCCAGCGUAGUAAUGGAUCUUUACCUUCUCCUUGUGACUGUUUCUGCUACCAUCUUUACGCUUUUAGGCAGAAGAAUCUUUUCUUUUGUUUAUGCAAAGUUCAGAGUCCAAGAAAACAAAAUAAUUGCUUCUUCAUCAUCUCCCCAGUCGUCUUUGCCUAUACACGAUGUCUUCCCGAGCUUCCACGGAGCGGAUGUCCGUAAAUCUUUUCUCAGCCAUUUUCUCAAGGAGUGUAGGAGAAAAGCAAUCAACCUGUUCAUUGAUAACGAGAUCACAAGAGGAGAGUUUAUCGGACCUGAGCUCAAGAAGGCAAUCCAAGGAUCAAGAAUUGCGAUUGUGUUGCUCUCGAAAAGAUACGCUUCUUCCUCUUGGUGUCUUGACGAGUUAGUGGAGAUCAUGAAGUGUAAAGAAGAGUUAGGUCAAACAGUGAUGCCCGUUUUCUAUGAAGUGGAUCCAAGUGAUGUCAAGAAGCAGGCCGGUGAGUUUGGGAAAGUCUUUAAAAAAACUUGUAAAGGCAAAACAAAUGAGGUUAUUAUAAAAUGGAGUCAAGCUCUAGCUAAAGUGGCCACACUCGCUGGUUACCAUUCAAAUAACUGGGAUAAUGAGGCAAAAAUGGUCGAAGAUGUUGCCACUGAUGUUGCAAAGAAGUUGUUUAACUCCACACCGUCAAGAGAUUUCGACGAAUUCAUUGGGAUGGAAGCUCAUAUGAACAAGAUUUCGCGGAUUUUACGCACAGAUUUGGAUGAAGUGAGGAUGAUAGGGAUUUGGGGGCCCGCUGGGAUUGGCAAGACCACCAUUGCUAGGUGUCUGUUCAAUCAACUCUCCCAUACUUUUCAACAUAGUGUCUUUCUGAUGAAUGUCAAAGCAAUGUGUACGCCACCGGUUUGUUCAGACGACUACAACGUGAAGUUGCAUUUGCAGCAAAUGUUUCUGUCUCGAUUAACCAACCAGAAGGAAGAUUUCAAGAUUUCUCACUUGGGAGUUGCACAAGAAAUACUGAAUGACAAGAAAGUUCUUGUUGUUCUUGAUAACGUUGAUCGGUUAGUACAGCUAGAAGCCAUGGCCAAAGAAAUUCUUUGGUUUGGUCAUGGAAGUCGGAUUAUCAUUACAACGCAAGAUCGAAAGAUUCUGAAGGGACAUGGGAUCACUCAUAUUUACAAGGUUGAUUUUCCGUCAGAUUGUGAGGCUAUUCAGAUGUUUUGUACGUAUGCUUUUGGUCAAAAGUCCCCUAAAUAUGGGUUUGAGAAGCUUGUACGGGAAGUUACAACACUCGCCGGGAACCUCCCUUUGGGACUAAGGGUUAUGGGAUCUUAUUUUCGUGGAAUGUCCAAGCAGGAGUGGGAGAAUGCACUACCAGGGCUGAGGAUGUGCCUCGAUGGAGAAAUUGAGAGCAUUUUGAUGUUCGGUUAUAACGCAUUAUCUCAUGAAGAUAAAGAUUUGUUUCUUCAUAUAGCCUGCUUUUUCAACUAUGAUAGGAUGGAGAAUGUGGUAGAGAAUCUUUUGAAGAGAUUUUCUGAUGUGAGGCAAAGGCUUAACGUCUUAGCUGACAAGUCUCUCAUAUCUUUGGAAAGGGAACGUGUGAUUAUGCAUGAUCUGCUAGUCCAGCUGGGUAGAGAUAUUGUCCGCAAACAGUCCAGUGAGCCUGGACAACGCCAGUUUCUGGUCGAUCAAAAAGAGAUUUGUGAAGUACUUGCUGAAGAUGUAGCGGGUAGUAGAAGUGUUAUUGGCAUAAAUUUCUAUGGAGACGAAAUAAAUGUGAGUGAGAGAGCAUUUGAAAGAAUGUCUAAUCUCCAGUUCUUAAGACUCGGACUGCAAAUUAAUGGAGAACUAGAUGCAUUUCAUCUAUAUGGUGGACCAAGCUAUUUAUCUCCUAAACUUAGAUUACUAAUGUGGAAAUGUUUUCCGAUGACAUGUUUGCACUGUAUUCCCAACCCAGAGCUCCUCGUGGAACUAGUCAUGAUUGACAGCAAACUUGAGAAGUUGUGGGAAGGAACUAAACCGCUUAGCAAUCUCAAGUGGGUGGAUCUGAGGUAUUCAAAAAACUUGAAGGAUGUUUCUAGUCUCUCAACUGCCACUAGUCUACAGGAGCUAAGUCUCAUAGGAUGUUCAAGUUUAGUGGAGCUUCCAUCUUCUAUUGGGGAUUCCGUUCAUCUCAAGAAGUUGGAUCUCAGUGAAUGUUCAAGUUUGAUUGAGCUUCCUUCCUCUAUUGGGAAUGCCAUUCAUCUCAAAGAGUUGGAUCUCAGAGGAUGUUCAAGUUUGGUAGAACUUCCCUCCUCUAUUGGGAAUGCCAUAAGAAAUUUCGAGGAAUUGAAUUUUAAUGAUUGCUCAAGUUUAGUGGGAGUCCCUUCCUCUAUAGGAAACGCCACUAAUCUCAAGCGUUUGAAGUUUAGUAGAUGUUCAAGUCUUGUGGAACUUCCUGCCUCUAUUGGAAACCUCCAUAAACUAGAAUCUUUGAUUUUGGAAGAAUGUUGCAAGCUGGAGGUUCUUCCUGUCAACAUCAACUUGAAAUCUCUGAUGAAACUUGAUCUCACUGAUUGCUCCUUGAUGAAAAGUUUUCCUGAGAUCUCGACAAACAUCGAAUAUAUGUAUCUCACUGGAACUGCGAUUAAACAAGUGCCUUGGAUCAAGAGAAUCUCUUGUCUUUAUCGACUUGUACUCAAGGGAUGCAAAGAGCUCUUAUCACUCCCACAGCUUCCAGAUUCCUUAUCAGUGAUAGACGCAGAAAACUGCGAGUCUCUGGAGAGACUAGACUGCUCCUUUCUUAAUCAACAGAUUGAUCUCAACUUCGCCAACUGCUUCAAGCUGAAUAAAGAAGCGAGAGAUGUCAUCAUCCAGACAUCGACUUAUCAAUUUACCAUCUUACCCGGUAAAGAAAUGCCUAACUACUUCAAUUACCAAUCUAAUGGAGGUUCCCUAGUAAUGAAGUUGAACGAGAGGCCUUCACCUUCAUCUAUGACAUGGAAGGCUUGCAUCUUGCUGGUUAGUGCAGUUGGGAUUGAAGCUGCUAAAGGAGAAGCAGUGCAUGUUUAUCAUGGGAUCAAACAGAAUAGCCUCGAUGUCCCGUGCAGUCCAACACACCGCACUAUGUUUCCCCUUUUAAGGGAACAUCUGUACAUCUAUGAAUUCGAAGCAGACGUGACUUCAGACGAACUUUGCUUUGAGUUUUGGCUCAGCAGUGGUGGGUUUGGGGUCGACAGAGACUCAUGGAUGAUAGAAAAAUGUGGAGUGCAUUACAUUAAUACCAGUUAAUAAUGUUGUGUUUUUUUUUUGUGUAUUAUUAUCAAUUAUCCUGUUGUGGUGGGUUAAGAGCAGUUACUAAUACCUUUAUGAAUAAACGAGGAACCAAUUCUUUGUUAUC